AUGUCCCGUUCAGCGGCGGACGCAACUCGAUUCACAGCAACCGCACCCCACGCGUAUUCCAAGUCGGGGUCUACCACGGCAUCGAGAUGGUCAGGCGCAAAAGUUGGAAGCACUCAGGGUGGUAGCUCACAGCCUGGGUCUGGGGGAGUGCCCGGAGAGACACCAAAGCAGAAAGUUGAACGGCUCCGCGCCGAGGCUCGCGCAGCACGAAUUGCAAAAUCAUCGUCACCGUUAGAUCGGUUUAUCGGGAAGGGAAGAGUGUGGGCGGAUAGGCUGCAUAGAAUAACGGUUUUCUCUAUCAUUGCAGCUUCCGCGACGUCAUUAAUAUCACACAAUCGACGACAAAAGGCCCUGUGGAUUGAUAUAGAAUUGCAAAAGUUGCUGGAUGCUAAAAAGGCAUAUGUUGCUGGAAAUGCUACUCUUGAGCAAAUCCAGUUGCUAGAAAAGGAAAAGGCGGCCGAUGAAGAAAAGAGGAGAAGAGAUGAAUUGAAAAGGGACACAAUGUUCUACAAAGCCAAAGACUGGCUAUUUGGUGGAUUGAAACGCGACGAUGCCGGGGAGAGUGUCUUAAGUAGGCAGCUAGAGACGGAGGCCGAACAGUCAAAAGUGUUGCAGGCGAUUAACGCGCAGGCGGCAGAAGCUGGGACCAACACCAGCUCGACUUCACAGGAAGGCCCAAGGGGAUAG
Messenger RNA from Uncinocarpus reesii 1704, 687 nucleotides. RefSeq lists its product as uncharacterized. The record is from RefSeq and is a predicted model, not a curated record. The transcript has 2 exons. The coding region runs from base 1 to 687 and encodes 228 amino acids. Lineage: Eukaryota; Fungi; Ascomycota; Eurotiomycetes; Onygenales; Onygenaceae.